AGGAAGUGAGAAAUAAUAAAAUAUUGCAGAACCCCUUUGUGUUCCCGUCAUCGAGAAUCCCAAAACCAAAAGGCAGUCGCAGGAGCGAAACCCAACUGAUGUUUUCCGAACUUUUGAUCCUCUGAUCACUCCUCCUCUCUGUAUUCUGUAAUGGCUGGAUCAUGGUUGGUGGAUGGUAAUAGAUUUGCCACAAAAAUCAAGAGUGCAUCUGGAAAGUGUGAUCAUGAAGGAGUUAAUUGGAAGAGCAACCCAUCCAGAGCGUGUCCAAACUGUCAGCAUGUUAUUGACAAUAGCGAUGUUACUCAAGAGUGGCCAGGAUUACCAAGAGGUGUGAAAUUUGAUCCAUCUGAUCAAGAGAUCAUAUGGCAUUUACUUGCAAAAGUCGAGGUAGAAAAUUUAAAGCCCCAUCCAUUUAUUGAUGAGUUCAUCCCAACUGUCUUAUCUGAUGAUGGAAUCUGUUAUGCACAUCCUCAGAAUCUUCCAGGUGUUAAGCAAGAUGGCAGUGCAUCACACCUUUUUCAUAGAGCUGUCAAGGCAUACAACUCUGGAACUCGAAAGCGUAGAAAGAUACAUGGUGAUGAUUUUGGUGAUGUCCGCUGGCACAAGACUGGUAGGACUAAACCAGUGUUCUUGGAUGGAGUGCAAAAAGGGUGUAAGAAGAUUAUGGUUCUUUAUGCGAGCACGGUAAAAGGAGGUAAGGCUGAGAAGACAAAUUGGGUGAUGCAUCAAUAUCACCUGGGAACCGAAGAGGACGAGAAAGAGGGGGAGUUUAUAGUUUCUAAAAUUUUUUAUCAGCAGCAACAAGCUAAGCAGAAUGAUAAAGCUGAACUGGACCUUCCUCAAAUAUCUGAUUCUGUGAUUGCAAAAGUUGAUCCAGUUACUCCUAAGUCUGUGACUCCUGACCCUCCUCAUACUGAAAGGAGAUCUUUAGAGUUUGACAAGGGGCAGAAGUCUACAACUAUUUUCCUGGAUACCAAUGCACAGCAUCUUGAGAUUGUUGAAAUAGAAGAUGAGGUUUUACCUGGAAGUGACCAGCCCAAUUUUGUGAUCGUUGAAAUAGAAGAUGAGGUUUUACCUGGAAGUGACCAGCCCAAUUAUGUGAAUCAACUUGAGACAGAUGAUCAUGAUAACCAAAUGCUUCAUGAAUCCAAGGCAGAAUGUCCUGGUAGUCGAGAAAGUGAUAAUGCUAAUCAUCCUGAGGAUCUUGAGAUUGUUGAAAUAGAAGAUGAGGUUUUACCUGGAAGUGACCAGCCCAAUUAUGUGAAUCAACUUGAGACAGAUGAUUGUGAUAAUCAAAUGCCUGAUGAAUCCAAGGCAGAAUUUCCUGGUAGUCAAGGAAAUGAAAAUGGUUAUCACCCUGAGGAAGACUCAAAAUGGUGGGACAGUGAAUCUCAGCAUCUGCUGAAUUCACAACAACUUGUGGAGGGUUUAUCCUUGUGUGAUGAGCUACUUCAGAGUCAGUCUCCAAGCAGGGGCGAUCGCGAUGGAAAAUGUAGAGAAUCCGAUGGAAAGCCCUGCCUUUCUGAUUAUGUUAAGUUGGGUGCUGAAGAAUUAAAGAAGGAUAUGGAGGUGUGCCAAAAUCUGGUUCUUGAUCCUGCAAACAUCGAACUCGAUACACCUCCAGAGUUCAGGCUGAGCCAGCUUGACUUUGGAUCACAAGAAAGCUUUCUUGCUUGGGGAGGGGACAAGGUGAUUGAUUAAAACUGCUCAUAAGAUCUCCAGUUUUGGACAUGGACAUGGACAUGAAAGGAGCAACUCUAUGUAGCUAUUUCUGUUCUUACACUUGUUAAACUAUGCAUGGAAGUUAAUGGGUAAUAUUUGUGGAAUGGUUUUGAAUUUGGGUAAUAUUUGUGGAAUGGUUUUGAAUUGUGCCAAGGAUGGUGAGUGAAACUCAUGUCUGAUGUCUUUAACUUAUGCUCUAAGUGUACUUAUUUUUGGAAAAUGGUCCAUUAAUCUCUUAAUUACUGCAUCAAAAUGCAGCUUCAACA
Messenger RNA from Tripterygium wilfordii, 1988 nucleotides. RefSeq names its product SUPPRESSOR OF GAMMA RESPONSE 1. Gene Ontology annotation, molecular function: DNA-binding transcription factor activity; transcription cis-regulatory region binding. The transcript is spliced from 6 exons. Gene Ontology annotation, cellular component: nucleus. The coding region runs from base 151 to 1701 and encodes 516 amino acids. The record is from RefSeq and is a predicted model, not a curated record. Gene Ontology annotation, biological process: regulation of DNA-templated transcription. NCBI's taxonomy places the organism in Eukaryota, Viridiplantae, Streptophyta, Magnoliopsida, Celastrales, Celastraceae.